AUGUCUCACUUCCUAAAGGGCCCGAGGAAGGAGAAUACAGCAGCCACAAGCUCCAAACCGCCCUACCUCCUGUCCCUGCGCUCCUCCAAGGCCUUCAUAGCAGCGACCGUCUGCAUCGCCAUCUUCACCGACAUUCUUCUCUACGGCAUCAUCGUGCCCGUCCUCCCCUUCGCCAUGACCAACCGCAUCGGCAUCCCCGACGACGCCCUCCAGCAGUGGAACGCCAUCCUCCUCGCCUGCUACACGGUCGCCCUUUUCGUCGGCAGCCCCCUCGUCGGCAUCUAUGCAGACCACACCUCGUCGCGGCGCUGGCCCCUCCUCAUCGGCCUCUUUGCCCUGGCCGCCUCCACCCUCCUCCUGUGCCUAGGCCAGACCGUCGCCCUCUUCAUCCUGGGCCGUCUCUUGCAGGGUUUCAGCGCCGCUAUCGUCUGGAGCGUCGGCUUGGCCCUGCUAGCCGACACGUUUGGCGACAAGAUCGGCAUGGCGAUGGGGUAUUCAUCCAUCGCCAUGUCGCUGGGCCUGCUUGUCUCGCCUGCGAUUGGGGGUGCCGUGUUUGCCAAUUGCGGGUAUUACUCUGUCUACUAUGUCGCCUUUGGGUGCAUUUUUCUCGAUGUGAUCUUAAGACUGGUCCUUAUUGAGAAGAAGGUCGCCCAACGAUGGCUCGACGAGGAUGAUGGAGUAGGAGGAAGCCGAAGGACGGAUCCCGAAAACGCUCAGAUCCAAGAGAACAAACUUGAGACAGGCAUGCCGGCUGAGAGUCGUGGCGGCAACGGUGGAGAUUACAAUCACGGCUCAGGCACACCUCUUGCACCAGCAGCAACAACCUCAGCCGUCACUACUAGUAGCAGACUGACGGCAAGAUACCCCAAACUCAAACUCGUCAAAUCAAGGCGCAUUCUAGCCGCCAACUGGGGCAUUAUCACACAAGCCGCCAUCAUGUUCUCAUUUGACACCGUCCUACCCUUGUUCGUCAAGUCGACCUUCCACUGGAACUCGACCGCAGCAGGCCUCAUCUUCUUCUGUGUCUUCAUCCCAGGCUUCGUCUCCCCCGUAGUAGGCUGGCUCUCUGACCGCUACGGGGCCAGGUGGCCCUCCUUUGUAGGCUUCGUCGCCUCCAUCCCGAUUCUAGUGUGCUUGAGGUUCGUGACAGAGGACAACACGCCCCAAAAGGUUCUACUCGGCGCUCUCUUGGCCCUACUGGGCGUCACGCUCGUUUUCUCCAACACGCCGCUCAUGGCAGAGAUCACGUACGCGAUCGAGGCGGAGGAGGCCAAGAGCCCCGGCGUGUUUGGUGCCAAAGGUGUAUAUGGGCUGGGCUACGGGUUGUUCUGUACUUCUUUUGCGCUGGGAGGGUCGGUGGGGACGCUGAUGUCAGGAUAUGUGAUGGCUGGGGCUGGGUGGGCUACGCUGACUUGGGCUUUGGCGGUUUGGGCGGCCGGGGGCGCGGUUGUGAUUGGAUUGUUUGCUGGCGGAAAGCCGCCGGUGAAAAUGGCGGGGUCUGAUGAAGAGGAGGGGGAGGAGGAGGAGGAGGAGGAGGAUGUGGAAUCUGCAUCAGAGACUCUGGAUCAAAAUGUUGAGGCCGGACCAGAAAUCAAGAAUGAUCGAGAUGCCAAAGAGGAGGGUGUGGCUCAUGCCGUGUAA
Molecule: messenger RNA, 1641 nt
Organism: Cryphonectria parasitica EP155
Lineage: Eukaryota; Fungi; Ascomycota; Sordariomycetes; Diaporthales; Cryphonectriaceae
Product: MFS general substrate transporter
Exons: 2
Coding region: 1-1641 (546 amino acids)
Biological process (GO): transmembrane transport
Molecular function (GO): transmembrane transporter activity
Source: RefSeq, a predicted model, not a curated record